CAACAGAAAAGUGUUCAUUUUCAGUUCCACUAGUUUGGUCUCCUUAUCUCUAUCCUCCAUGGUACGCAGUGUGGAUUAGAGAGUGGAAGAAAUGGCUGCGUUGACUCCAAGAAGCGUGUUUCUAAAUACUAGAAAGCAAAUUAUACGUGCAUCCAUCGUGACUAUUCAGCAAUGUCACUACUCACAAUCGCCAAAUAUAAUAAAAAAUGCAAGUGCAGUGAAUAUGAAAAGAGGUACCGGAGGACGCAGUUCAUUCAAUGGUACUGUUUGCACGAUCUUUGGAAGUACCGGUUUCAUUGGUCGAUAUCUAGUUAACCGUUUAGGGAAAGUCGGAACCCAGUUGAUACUACCGUACCGAGGUGACCAUUAUGACUGCAUGCACUUGAAGCCAUGUGGCGAUCUUGGACAAAUUCUUUUUCAUCCAUUUGAUAUCCGAGAUGAAGAAUCCAUACGCAGAUGUAUUAAGUACUCCAAUGUGGUCAUCAAUUUAAUUGGGAGAGAGUAUGAAACUAAAAAUUUUAGUUUCGAAGAUGUUCACGUAGAAGGGGCAAGAACACUUGCCAGGAUUUGUAAAGAAAGUGGGGUUGAAAGAUUAAUUCAUUUAUCCUCUCUUAAUGCAAAUUCUAACCCCAAGACCAUUUUUUUGAAAGAGCCAUCUAGAUUUUUUACGUCAAAAUGGGACGGGGAAUUGGCUGUUAGGCAAGAAUUUCCAGAUGCUACAAUUAUUCGACCUUCUGACGUUUAUGGUCAAGAAGAUCGUUUUUUGAUGCUCUAUCAAAGUAAAUGGAGACAUCAUUUGUUAAAUGGUGUUCCACUGUAUAAAAAAGGAGAAGAAACUGAGAAGCAACCUGUGUGGGUCGGUGAUGUGGCAGCUGGAGUAAUAGCUGCCAUAAAAGAUUCCGAAUCAAUUGGUCGAACUUACCAGUUUGUGGGGCCGAGACGUUAUAAACUUGCAGAUCUGGUGGAUUGGUUCAUGAGAAUUUUAAGACGUGAAGCUGAUGAAGCAGGAUACAGGAGGUUGGACAUUGAUUAUUGUCCUCUCUUUAAAUUGAAAGUUACGCUAACAGAAAAAUUGAGUCCUGCUUAUCCAGUAGGAUAUUUGCAUUGGCAAGCCUUAGAAAGAGAACACAUGAGUGAUAAUGUGAUAAAAGGUCUACCUAUGCUUGAAGAUCUUGGUAUAAAUCCUAUUGCUAUCGAUACUCAAGUACUGUGGGAACUAGCGCCAUUUCGGUAUGAUUUGGCAUAUCAAGAGUACUAUGGAGAGUAUGACGAUCCUCCUCCUCCACCACAUAUUACCAGUUUAACGUAAACUAUAUUGAAUGAUUUAAAAUAACUGUUCACUUUAUGGAAAUAUAUACUGUACUUAUGGAA
Belonocnema kinseyi is the source of this 1371-nucleotide messenger RNA. It is a transcript of the gene ND-39, whose product is annotated as NADH dehydrogenase [ubiquinone] 1 alpha subcomplex subunit 9, mitochondrial. Gene Ontology annotation, cellular component: mitochondrion. Gene Ontology annotation, molecular function: protein-containing complex binding. NCBI's taxonomy places the organism in Eukaryota, Metazoa, Arthropoda, Insecta, Hymenoptera, Cynipidae. The transcript has 7 exons. The record is from RefSeq and is a predicted model, not a curated record. The coding region runs from base 92 to 1309 and encodes 405 amino acids.